Molecule: messenger RNA, 2103 nt
Organism: Propithecus coquereli (Coquerel's sifaka)
Lineage: Eukaryota; Metazoa; Chordata; Mammalia; Primates; Indriidae
Gene: CCDC154
Product: coiled-coil domain containing 154
Exons: 18
Coding region: 1-2103 (700 amino acids)
Biological process (GO): bone mineralization involved in bone maturation
Source: RefSeq, a predicted model, not a curated record
AUGAGGUUCUGCCAGCCCCUCCCUGCCCGGCCUGCCGUGCGCUCUGGACGACCGCCAGGGCUGGGCCUGCUGGUGAAGCUAUGUCAGGACCUUCUUGCAGAGCCCGCGGACAGCGGCCCCUCCCCAGGGGCAUCGCCCCCCUCCCGGCUGAGCACUGUCACCUCGGAGGACCUGGGGCUCCUGGUGGGAAGCCUGGCCAGCCCCGAGCCCUUGAGUCUGGAGACGUCGGAGAGGGAUGCGUCCAGCCUCCUGGCGUCUACCGCCUCUGUCCCCGAGCGGGACACUGCCCAGCAGCUGGAGCAGUGGGUGGCCUCCCUGCAGGCCGAGGUGGCCUGCCUGCGGGGGCAGGAGGAGCGCCGCGAGCGCGCCACGCUAAGCCUGCUGCGGGAGCUGCUGCGGGUGCGUGCCCUCGUGCGGGUGCAGGACUCGGAGCUGCAGCGGCUGCAGCAGGAGGUGCAGCAGGCGGCCCCUGAGAAGGAGGCGCCAGAGCCCCCUGGCCCCCAGAGCCAGAACCAGAUGCAGGCCCUGGACAAAAGGCUGGUGGAGGUGCGGGAAGCCUUGACCCAGAUCAGGAGGCGGCAGACGCAGCAGGACUCCGAGCGGAAGGCCACCGAGCAGGAGGUGGCCCUCAGGCUGGCCAAGCUGACCGACUCGCUGAGGCAGGAGGAGCAGGGCCGGGAGGCGGCCUGCAGCGGCCUGCAGAGAAGCCAGGAGGACGCCAGCCAGCGAGUGGGCCACGAGGUGGCCAGGAUGCAGGCCCAGGUGACGACGCUCGGCGAGGAGAUGAGCCUUCGCUUCCUGAAGAGGGAGGCCAAGCUGUGCGGCUUCCUGCAGAAGAGCUUCCUGGCCCUGGAGAAGAGGAUGAAGGCGGCGGAGAGCUCACGGCUGCGGCUGGAGGGCCGCCUGCGGGAGGAGCUGGAGGGCCGCUGGGAGGCGCUGCGGGAGCUGAUGGAGGAGCGCCUGCGGGCCCUGUGUGGGCAGCGCCAGCAGGAGGAAGGCCACCUCCUGGAGCAGUGCCGGGGUCUGGACGCGGCUGUGGUCCAGCUGACCAAGUUCGUGCAGCAGAACCAGGCAUCGCUGAACCGCGUCCUGCUGGCCGAGCAGAAGGCCCUGAUUGCCAAGGGGCGCUUGGAGGAGGGCCAGGCGGAAGAGCUGGCCUCGCAGGUGCAGGAGAGCCUGGGGGCGGCGCAGCGGGCCCGAGAGCUGGCCCUGCAGGAGACGCACAGCCAGCUGUCUGCGCUCCUAGAGAAGAGCCAGGACCUGGAGGCGUCGGUGGCCCAGCUGGCCGCACAGCUGAAGGAUCUGAGCGACCAGUUCCUGACCCUGAGCUGGAGGCGGGACCUGCAGGGGCAGAUGCUGGGCCUGCGGCUGUCCGAGGCAAAGACCGAAUGGGAAGGUGCGGAGAGGAAGUCCCUGGAGGACCUGGCCCGGUGGCAGAAGGAGGUUGCUGGGCACCUGCAGGGCAUGUGGGACAAGGUGGACAGCCUCCCCCGGCAGAUAGAAGGCGUCUCAGACAAGUGCGUCCUCCACAAGAGUGACUCAGACAUCAGGAUCUCUGCCGAAGGCAGGGCGAGAGAGUCCGAGGUCGGGGCCCUGCGGCAGGAGCUGGCCGCCCUGCUGUCGUCCGUGCAGCUGCUCAAGGAGGACAACCCCGGGCGGAAGAUCGCCGAGAUGCAGGGCAGGAUGGCCACGUUUCAGAACCAAAUGAUAAAACUGGAAAAUAGCAUCCAAGCCAACAAGACCAUCCAGAACCUCCAGUUUAACACAGAAACCAAACUGCGCACGCAGGAGAUGGCGGCCCUGCGGGAGAGCCUGGUGCGCCUGUGGGGCGAGGAGGGCCCCCGGGCGCUGGCGCAGGGCAGCCGCAAGGCGCGCGCGUCCCUGGUGAGGCAGCGGUGCUUCGUCAAGGACGGGGCCCCCGGCGAGGUGGUCCCCGUGAACCGCUGGGGCGUGUACCAGGCCGUGAGGUGGCUGCAGUGGAAGGUGACCCUCCUGACCCUGGCGGCGCAGCGGAGGCCGGGAGGGGCCCCGGGGCAGCCCCACAGCCGAGCCUGCACAGCGCCUCACGUCUUUGCCCCACCGCCAGAAAUAAACGUGCCUUGA